AUAAAAUGGCAGACAAGGGCGCAAUACCUCUUACUAACUCCAGUUGGGCUCAGAAGAACUGAAGCCAUAUUUUCCAGAAGUACAUCAAAGAUAAGAAGACAGACAAGUUUAAUCCUAAUUCAGAAAUAGAUGCCAUCUUUAACGACAUCAGCAUUCAAUUUGACCUUGACGAGUAUGAGAACCUAUUAAAGACAGCAAAGAAGGCUUCGUCUUCUAACAAGACCCUCUCCAAGGCUGAAUUUGAGAAGCUCCUCGUCAAGUGGAUCAUGAUGUUUAAGAGCCAAGUUGUAUCAGAUCUACUAGCUGACUCAAUUGAAACUGUACAGUUAAAAUUAGGUACUAACAAAAACGAAAUCAAAGCCACCAUCAAGGACUUUAACAAAGGUGCAUCUGAAGAGAUCAGCAUAGCUGAUCUCCCGAGAUUCAUACCAGAGUUAAUGUCAACAAUUGGAGUUCGGAUUGUUAGCCUCUCAGCUAAGCAACCUACCUCAGAUUCCUGCAUCUGAACAGAUGCAGAUGAGAAAGUCUUUUAUAACGAGUUAAAGAACCUAGCUAGUAUUAUAAACCUAAAAUCGAUAACUUUCAAAACAUUGGACGAUCUUCUGCUAUCUUACUUCAACGGGCCUGAUCCAAAAUACGCCUUUGUUAAAGUGAGUACAUAUAAUGAUGACUCAGGCCUUGACCCAUUCCAGGAUCUAGGUGAAGAGAAUCCAUUUGCUAAAAAUAAGAAGAAAAACGACACUGCCGAUGAUAAAAAUAUAAAAGAAACAGAGGAAGAUAUCAAAAAGGCUCAAUCACAGAAGGACUCCAAGAAGGUUGAACUUUUAACCAAGAUCAAGCAAUACUACAAAAUGAAGAAGGCUAUGACAGCUGAAAAGGAAAGGGACAGAAUGGACCUCAUGAUAGAUGGCGCCAAGAAAGAGAUAGCUAAGCUUGACGGAAAGAAGAACGAGCCUAAAACAAUCUCAAAUAAAACUGACCUCAAGAAAAUAGAUCGCCAUAAGACAGAUAAUACAGCUCUUAAGCCUCCAAUUGGCAUGAAUAGUGGAUUCAUACAAACUCCUCAGAAAAGUCCCAAAAUUAAGAAUGAUUAUGAUGAAGCUCUGAUCGGAGGCGAACACUUGAUGUUUGAAAAGCCCAAACAGGAUGGGUAUAAUGAUUCAGAUAUGAAUUAUCAAGACCAGGAAUUAAUUCAGCCAUAUCCUUCCUCUCAAAUGGAGUUGCCAUACCAAAAAGAGUAUCUUUACCCGCCUAAGGGUCAGGCUUAUGACAAUAACAUGGGUGCCUACCAUAAAGAAAUGAGCCCACUCAAUAGGGGUAAUAGCCCUUACAUGCAAAGCUCUGGUCCAAAUUCUUCUACAAAAGUCAAACAAAAUAAUUCGUAUAAUCAGUCAGAGCGAGUUCAAAAGCAAAAGGAAGUGGAAAGGAGACUUGAAGAACAAACUGAAUCUAUUGAAGACCGUCGAAAGAAGGCUGUUAAAGAGAUCUUCGACUUCUACACUAGACAGCACCUCAUGAUUGGCAAGAAAGCCACCUUCGAAGAGAUUCAAUAUGAGAUGUCCAAUAUGAACAUGGGAGAGUUUUUGAAGUUCUGAAAAGAUUUUCAAUUCCCGGUCAGUAAACCUAGGUGCUCAGAGAUUUUCAAAAAGACUGCGAAGAACAGCAAGGAGAUGUUCCUCGAACACUUCAAGGAGUCCUUCCCUCGCCUCAUUUCCAUGAGAAACAAAGAAGAACUAGAGAAAUUAGAGAAACGGUUAAAUGAUGUUAUGAUGCUGAUCGAAAAGAGGGCAAAUAAACUUGAAGCAAAUCUUAACCCUAAGCCUAAACCUAAAUCUAAGAAGAACCUCAAAAACUCAGCAAUGAAACAAAUAAACGAUGCUACUUCUCAAGUUAGCGUUCCGCUCAACAUCCAAACUGAGUCGAACAGAAGUAUGGAGGAGAUCAAACUUAAAGACUCGAAGGACUUUAAUUCAAAGAUUAAAAAGAGUAUCGACAAACCUCUUUGCUUACACAAAUCUAAGGGAGGAGACCCACACGGAAUCAUGAGCGAAAUAGAAAACAAAAGUAAGUCAAAACUCAAAGCCAAAAAGAAUGUUGGUGAGCAUGACAUCCCUAAUCUUUCGAGUUCAAAGCGUGACCUUGGCGCUGAGAAGAAGAUUAAAUUAUCCCAAGAGAGCCCGCUCAAAAAUUCUGCUCCUAAACUAGACCCUGACUUUAUCAAUGAGAAGAUCAGCCAGGAUAGAGAAAUCAUUGCUCUUGUUGGUGAAAAAGAACGAAUUGAAAAGCAAAUUGAUGCCAUGACUAAAAUUCCAGAAGAUAUAGAGAAGAUGACGGAAGAGGCUCUGCAAUAUCUCCAAAUUGAUGACCCUUCAAAGUACAAAAAGAAGAUCAAGGGCUUUGCUGCACCCUUCAACAUGACUGAGAAAGAUGACCGGAUCAAAAAGAAUGAGAAAUCCCAGAAGUAUAAAUUCAAACCUCAAGAAGAGAAAGAAAUCAUCAAAGAAAAAGUCAAGCAAAUUAAACAAGAAAGAGAAAAUGCUAAAAUUAAAGAGAAACAAGACCAAGAGAAAAGAUACAACAAAAAUAGAAGUGCUAUGAAGAAUAUCCAUGAGAAAUUGAUGAAGAAGAAACUUAGCAACGGUGAGAUAGACUUGGAGCCAACCCAAGGUAGAAAUCACAACCCAAUCUAUAAUGUUGCAAAAUCAAAUUCAGUGAUGAAGGGACUUUCAAGUGAGCAAAUUCAAAGCGUGAAGAAGAAUUUAGCAAAGGUUGCUAAGAAACUCCCCAAAAAGAUCACAAUGGGAGGUCUCACCUCCCUAAACAUCGAAGAUUUCAGCGGUAACGAACCUGACGGCUUCAAACCAACAGACGUAAUCAACACCGAUUCCGACUCAGACGACUCCAUUCUCCAACAAUACCGCAGAAACUCCGAAAAGGCUGUCCAAGAAGCUUACCAAUUCAGCCAGCCAAACGCUCCACAUCCCCCUCAAAAAUCCCGCAAUAAGAACAACAGUCAGGUCUCAAAGCCGGUUCAUUCCUCCUUGUCCAACCCAGUCAACCCCAAAAUCCUGAACAACCCUCGAACAAGAAGGGGACCAGCCGCCCUUCACAGCCUGGAGGCGAAGCCCCAAGCAAAGCCAGGCAAAAGGGGACAUACAACAGAUCAUGAGAAGGGGAAGAAGAAUCUUUCAACGGAGAGAUUGAGGAAGAAAUUAGGGGCAGGGAAGAAGAAGGUGACUAAGACUGCAAGGAAGAUGGGGAAUCCUUAUAGUUCUGAUGUAGUUAAGGGUAAGGUGAGAUAUCCAGCACAUGUGAAUAAGACUGCAAGGAAAGAAAGCAAGAAAGGGUCUCUAGUGUUGAAGGAAAGAGGUGGAAAGCCUGCUAAAAACAUUCCGCCUCUAAUCGGAAGACGCCACCCUGUGAACAUGUCUGCUGACUCGUACACCCCCUCACUAUCAAAAGCAGCCAAGCUCCAGUCAAAGACAAAGCGGAACCAAGAAGAAAGACUUAAGAACAUCCUGAAGCUACAGGACCACAACAUGAAGAGAGGUCUAGGCGUAGCUUAUAAGAAUAGAAUACAGUUGUAAUAAUCUGUAC
Messenger RNA from Moneuplotes crassus, 3597 nucleotides. NCBI's taxonomy places the organism in Eukaryota, Ciliophora, Spirotrichea, Euplotida, Euplotidae. The record is from the annotation of a GenBank genome assembly.